Molecule: messenger RNA, 1443 nt
Organism: Mycena indigotica
Lineage: Eukaryota; Fungi; Basidiomycota; Agaricomycetes; Agaricales; Mycenaceae
Exons: 8
Coding region: 85-1443 (452 amino acids)
Source: RefSeq, a predicted model, not a curated record
CUCAUCCCGUCGUCCUCUUUCCCUUCGACCCUCACUUCGCAAGUCGACUUUUCUGUCUUCUUCUUUUGUUGGGCUGGACCCCGGAUGCCAGCGGUUCCACCACCAGGGCCGGGUGCCGCCGCAGUGGCGCAAGGGUUUUUGCUGCACUAUGGCCUCCAAAUAACGUCGUCCUGGCUCAACAUGCUUCUAUAUACGCUUGAAAUCCUGCUCUGCUUUCGAUACUUUCAGCGUAGGGGUCGCCCGCUCAUCCACCGUGUUGGCAUUGGGGCCAUGCUUGUCUUCGACACCAUUGGCACGGCUGCAGUCAACGCUAGCGCCUUCCUCGGAGUCUCUAUCUUUUUAGGGGCCACCAAGUUCUCCAGCCUUGCAGCGCCGACGACGAUUUCCAUUGUGAUGACCUACUCCACCGCCGCCGUCGAGCAGCUCUUCCUGUGUCAGCUGUACUACAUCCUCUCGCGAAACCGUAUCAUCAGUCUCGUGCUGGUCUUACUCGUUUCUGUCCACCUUGUCAUCUCGUGGGUCGGAGGAAUCCUCGUGGCAACGCCGGUCAUGCUUAUGGCGGUGACGUUCAAAGUUGCCGCGGCUGGCUCCAUCAUGUGUGCGAUAAACGACGUCCUCAUCGCUGUGCUUUUGGGAUAUGAGUUUUACAAAAUCCAGAAGGCGCGAACGCUGUUACGCGACACCUGGCGCCGUGUCCUUGUGCUUAGUCUCACUUCCGGUGCGCUCGUCGCGCUCACAACACUCCUUAUCCUGGCCCUGCUGCUCAAGGGCAAUCUCACUUUCGACUUCUUCUUCGCCAUUCAAGGCCGCGUAUACGCGCUCACGCUUCUAGGAAACUUCCUGUCUGGGCCAUUUUCGGGUGGGGGAUCCACCACCAAUGGGGGCAGCGGGAACGGACAGGCGUUGGUACCAGACACAUUCUACUGGUUCCCCAAGUCCGUAUCGCCGCCAUCAAUGCGGUCCAAUAUCAGUAAGGCGUCACUGGAGAAAGAUCUCCCCGCCAUCCCGGAGUCGCCCGGCACGGCCCGGCCCUACCCGGCCGACGCCCGGAGUUUCCGGUCCCGCGCCUCGUCACAAUUGCUCGCGCACAUCACCACCGCUAGCAGCGCCAGCUCGGGCCCGCGCUUCGUGCAACUACCCACUCUCGUCAAUGCGCGGCCGACGCUGCCCCUCCUCACCACUGGCACUCCGAUCCAAUCGCGCCCGCCGUCCGGCGCGGCAUCAAUGAUCCGCUCGCCGCAGUCGGUAUACUCGCCCGACACGAUGCCCGCGAUCCUCAUGAGCGCCGGCGGCUACAGCUACUACGGCUAUGACGGCGGAUACACUUCACCUUCGACCUCCCCCCAGGCUGGACGCCCGCGGACCUUGAUCCUCCCUUCUCAUCGCGUUGACUCGCUGCCCGGACCCGGUUCCGGUGGUGCCUUGAAUUCGCCACCGGUGUAA